Molecule: messenger RNA, 4847 nt
Organism: Micropterus salmoides (largemouth bass)
Lineage: Eukaryota; Metazoa; Chordata; Actinopteri; Centrarchiformes; Centrarchidae
Gene: ptpn9b
Product: protein tyrosine phosphatase non-receptor type 9b
Biological process (GO): protein dephosphorylation
Molecular function (GO): protein tyrosine phosphatase activity
Source: RefSeq, a predicted model, not a curated record
AUGGCGGAAGCCCUGACAACUCAGGAGCAGCUGGCUGUGGAGGAGUUCCUGAGUGAGGUGCGUAGCAGGGAGCAGCCUCACAGUGCUGGGUUCGUCUCCCAACCUACCGCUGUAAAGUUUCUCAUGGCCCGCAAGUUUGACGUCUCCAGAGCCAUCGACCUCUUCCAAGCAUACAAGAACACAAGAAUCAAAGAGGGCAUCAUCAAUAUCAACCCUGACGAGGAGCCCCUGCGCUCUGAGCUGCUGAGUGGCAAAUUUACAGUCCUGCCUGGCCGUGAUGCAAAGGGUGCUGCUUUGGCACUCUUCACUGCUCGUCUCCAUCGGCCAGAUGUCACCACCCACAAAGCUGUGCUGCAGGCCAUCAUCUAUCAGCUGGACAAAGCCAUAGAGAGUGCACAAACUCAAAGAGACGGGCUCAUAUUUAUCUACGACAUGACCAACUCCUGCUAUGGCAAUUUUGACUAUGAGCUCUGUGUCAAGAUCCUCAAUUUGCUCAAGGGUGCAUUUCCAGCUCGUCUAAAAUGUGUCUUCAUUGUGUCAUCACCUCUUUGGUUUCGAGCACCUUUUGCCGUUCUCCGCCUAUUUGUACGCGAGAAGCUAAGAGAAAGGGUGUGCACUGUGAAAGCUCAUGAGUUGGCCAGUCACAUCCCAGUGUAUUCCCUCCCUGAACACUUGGGUGGGACAUCCCAGUAUAGCCACGUGGCUUGGAUCCAGUCCUGUGUUAAUAUACACACAAACACUGUUGAGGGUGACAAACAAGAACAUGACACACACGACUGUGUGGGAAGCCUGCUGCGCUCCUACAGCUUAGAGUGCAGCAACACAAGCGCAGGCGCUACACUGUCCCACACCCAUAUAAACUCACAGUUAGGUUCUGAGCUAGCCGUGGCUAACUCUAACUGCUACGAUGAUAGCAAUGCUAAUCCAAACAACCACUGCGGUGUGGUGGAGGGCAGGACUGGAGGCCCAGGACAGUAUCAGCAGAGCCCACAGUCUACUUCAAACAGGCCGCAGGGGAACCACCAACACUGGAACGGCUCAGCAGUGAGCAGGGCCAACGUGGCCGUUAGUGGCUGUAGCCCCAAUGCUAACAUUAAUGGUCGUGGCCGCCAGGCCCCUCCCCAGUCAGACACGCCCCCUGACACACCGCUUUCCCAGAAGGGUUGUGGGGAUACGAUUGACGGCAUGGUAACAGACUCUAACCGUAGGUCUCAGAAUGAGGGUGUAAAGGAGGAGGACGAGGAGGAUGGUGAGGAAGAGGAAGGUGUACCGCCGUUGCCCCAGAAGUCUUUGCCUCGCCCCCCACAGCAGCUUUCCUCCCAGUCCCCGCCCCUGUCUUCGUCAUGGGGUCCUGAGGAUGAAGACCACUGCAUGGAGGUGUCUGUUCACAUGCCAGAGCAGGGAGGCAUGACGGUGCAUGACCUGGUGGAGCAUGUGAAGCGAAAGAAAAAGAAGGGGAUCUAUCAGGAGUAUGAGGAGAUCCGUAAGGAGCCUCCAGCAGGCGCCUUUGACUACUCCAAAAAACUGUCCAAUCAGAUAAAGAACAGGUACAGUGACGUUCUCUGCCUGGAUCAGUCACGAGUGCGACUCUGCCAGCUCUGUGAUGACGAGGAUGAGACAUCAGAUUACAUUAAUGCCAGUUUCAUGGAUGGGUACAAAAUGACCAAUGCCUACAUUGCAACUCAGGGUCCUUUGCCAAAAACCUUUGGUGACUUCUGGCGCAUGGUGUGGGAACAGAUGGUACUUAUUAUUGUCAUGACCACCAGGGUGGUAGAGCGUGGGCGUGUCAAGUGUGGUCAGUACUGGCCUCUUGAGGAGGGCAGGACUGAGCAGCAUGGAUACUUCUUGGUCAGGAACACACACAUCCAGGUGUUUCAGGACUUCAAACUCUCCCACCUUGAACUUUACAACACACAGUCUGGAGAGAGACGGGAGGUGUACCACUACCUCUAUGUCAGCUGGCCAGACUUCGGGGUGCCCAAAAGUGCUUCAGCUAUGUUGGACUUCCGUGAGCAUGUGCUUCGGAGGAGGGAGGCUGCAGUCCAGAGCCUGGGAUCCAGUUGGACGGGGCCUCCAGGGGGCCCCCCUGUGGUUGUGCACUGCAGUGCCGGCAUUGGCCGCACAGGCACGUUCUGUACACUGGACAUCUGCCUGUCCCGGCUGGAGGACAUCGGCACAAUAGAUGUCUGUCAGACGGUGCGGCGGAUGCGUACUCAGAGGGCUUUCAGCAUCCAGACCUGGGACCAGUACUACUUUUGCUACACAGCAGUUAUUGAGUAUGCCCAGCGCAAUGGGAAAUUGAGCCCAGUGCAGUGGUCUGACUCAGACCUAGAGACUGACAGCGAGUGAGAGACACACAGAAGGAUUAAAAAAAACAAAAAACAAUGGUAUAGCCAACCUCAGCCGAAGUAAUAGGAACUAAAGAGUAAGGAAUGACGUUUCAAAGUAGAGGAGGGAGAUGACUCUUCUGCCAUAAGAGACAAGGGAUGGACAUGUUGUUUUGGCUCUUGAUGUAAUGAUGAAGACUCCCACAGUUGCUCUUCCUUCACAUGAAUGGAUAGACAGCAGAUUUGAAGAGCAGAGAAAAAGAACACAGGGAGUGGAGACUGCGCAUUGCAUCACUGAUUGAGCAAGCUGUCCUGCCAAUUUUCGAGCCCCUUUUUGUUUAGCAAACUACAGGGGGACUGCCCUGAACCUGUCUUGUUGACAAUAGAGUUGUACGAGUUGUAGCAUUUUUAUAUUACCUUGCACAUGAGGAAUGACAAACUUGAACUGUACCCUUUGAAGCCCUCCAAACCCAGUCUUCGUUCGUUUUUGCAUUUCUUGUUCCUUUUCAACCCUGAACAACUCUGAUCACAGAUAAAAUGUGAGGGGGUACGAAAAGGUGAAACUUGAAAACAUUUUUUGUUUUGUGUUUUUAUUUUUAAAGGAGAAAUGGUUCUGCAUGAGCAAAUGGUCGUGACAAUAGAUCAGUGUAUGAGCCAUUUAGUCCAUUUCCGUUUUAUCUUUAUUUUCCAUGUCCUUUUUUUCUAUGGUGCAUUUUCUACGUGUGUUUCAUAUUUGUGCAUAUGUAGACUAACAUUUCAAAGCCAAAGUCCUCACCCUCAAUGCUUGGAUGUACUCCUUACUGAGAUAUUAUAGACUGAAGCCCAUGUAUAUUCUUGUAACAUACAUUUAUACGUUAUUGUGCAUAGUAACAACCUCUGAAAGAAUAGCAAAAAAACCUUGUUUUAAUAUAAUUGACAUAACCUUGAGAAGAAGUAUAGCGAGUCAGGCUAUGACAAAAUAUAGAAAAGGGUUCUGGUAUUAAAACUGAUAUCGUAUUGUAAAUCUGUGUGAUUUGUCAGGUCUAACAUUAUCUUUACUGUUGGAGCGUUCUGAAUGGACGAUCUUAAGUAAUUUGGCCUUAACUUGAUUCACUGCCUCGUCGUUCUCAGACCUAAACCAUACCUGAAACUGAAAACUUUUAUUUACCCUUUUGUUCUUUCCCUUUUUGAAACGUAUGCCCUCGAUAUCACAAUUGUUGUUUGAUUCUCGAGGCAAAUUCUGCCUCAGAUAAUUGUGCCUUCAACUUUUCCUUAGCUUAACGUCUCGCUAGUGUAGUAAUAACACCCAAACUAGUGCACUUGAAUAGUACACAUUGACUAUGUGUCACACAGGACACACACAUUUUGCCUAUAGUCCUGUACAUAGUACACUACUAAUAAUAACAAGACAGUAGUGAGUUACCUGGGACUAAGCUCUGGAUUGAGACAUGGCUAUUCUUUUAUCAUUUGACCUCAGGGGGUAAUUCUAGUGUAUUUUGCCUAGUGUCAAAGAUCCAUUUCUGGGUUUGCCUCUGGUAAAUUAUCAUUUAAGAAAAAACUAUAUCAACUUUAUUUUGUAUUUUUUACUGUAUUGUAUCUUACUAUAUUUAUGUCUUUGUAAAACUUCUAUAAUAUUGAAAUCAGUGAAUGUUGGUACGAUGCUACAAAGAAAACAAACCAGUUAUUGUAUUUGAUAAGCUGAACAAAUCAGAUGGGGAGUGAAGUAUAUUUUUUGUUGUUCACAAUGAAACUUUGGUGGAAAACUUGCCAUUGUAUUUUCAGAACUGACUUGUAUAAAUGGUGAUUGUUCAAUUCUAGGAAGAUUUGGGGGAGAGGGGGGACUGGGUGAAGCAAACGACUGUUUUUAGAGAGCGUAUUGUAAAACUCUUCAGUAACAAUUACAUUAACGUCUUACUGUUUGGUACCCAAUGCCAAGGACAAAACAAAAAAUAGCUAUGAAGAGGAAAAAAUAGCAAAGUUAGCAAAGUGGUUGCCAUUUCUGUUCACAAAAUCCCAGCUUGUUGUCUGAAAAAAUAUAUAAUUGGACUGGAUUAAGGUUUAUCGGCAUGGAAAGCGAGCCUUGAAUGUUUUUGGGGUAAUGGUGUCUAAGCAAUUUUGUCAAGACAGACAUGGAUAUUGUGAAUGUGGACCCUGCAUCCCUCAAUGCCAAAGGCCCAGGCUCACCCUAAAGAUUAUUUUAUUUUUUUUUGCUCUCACACAUCCUCAACAGCCUACUAGCAUGGACCUACCAGUGCAGCCUUGCAUCCAUGGACACAGAAAGACUCGGGAGCACCUUGGGAACAUUACUUAAGAUUAUGUAUAGCCACAAAAUGGGAGUGUGUGUGUGUGUGUGUGUAUGUAAAAAGAGUCUCAGUUCCCAUGCUACUUUGAAUUUGUUGAAUGAGAAACCGAGAAUGCAACGUGCAUUUGUCAUUGGUGUUCAUCUAAUGUUUCUUUCUGUGCUUUAAGUUCACGUGAUUGAAUUACAGCCUUUUACAUGCUGUCAUCAAGGCUGUCCCAUUAAAGGUCCAGUGUGUAAUA